CAGUUCAUCACAUCAACACAACCUUUGGCGCCUAUAUUGUCUCGUGAUUCAUUGUUAUGUCUUGAUGGUGAAAUACUAGGUUUAUAUUGCCCUUGGAGAGAUGUGUAUUAUGAACCUAGAGACCGUUAUGGGAAUAAGAUUGACAAAGAAUUGCAAACUUAUUUAACAAAGAAAGGUGCAUUUAUUGUUCCACAAAUAUCAGAACAAAGAAAAUUGGUUCAGUUAUACUUGGAUAACCUUUACCCUUUUUAUCCAGUUGUACAAAGAGAUGUUAUCAAUGAUUUACAAAGUGUACCUUUGAUUUUGCUGAAUGCAAUGAUGUUAGCUGGUGUGAGAUAUGAUAAAAGCUUGAAAAACACUGAAUUUAGAAUCAGGGCUGAAGAAUUUAGGUCUCGCUGUGCUUUAUUACAAAUGAUUGAAUCGAACAAAGUCACCUUGAUUCAAUCUUAUUUAUUGCUAUCAUCAAAUGAAGAAGGGCCAGAGGGACCAAGCUCUUCAAGAGAAUAUAUUUCAAAAGCAGUUAUACUCAGUAUUGAAUUGGGGUUACAUAACCUCGCAACUAGUGAACAAUUUGAUUUGACCAAAAUUGAUGGUACUGAUAAGAAAACUGCAUUUAGGUUGAAUUACAGUAGGAAUUUAAUGGCUAGAUUAUUUUGGACUUCUUUUUGUUGUGAUAGAACCACUGCUGCUACAAGUUGCACCGCAAUGCUUUACAACAUUUCAGAUAUGAUUGUUGAUGAGCCAAUCGUGAAAGAUUUUGAUGAUGGUGUUCAUCAAACUCAAGAUUAUGAAUUGUUUAAACGGUGGUACACAUUAACAAAACUGUUUGAAAGAGUACUCAUGAAAGUUUACAGACCACCAGGUAAAAGAAGUGUUGAUGAUGAAAGUUUAGAGCUGGAUUUGUUGAAUUGGGGAAUUAGAAACUUGAAUGCCACGUUACCGGUUGAGUCAAAGUUCAUUAGGUUUUUCAAAAUUGUUCAUGCUUAUUGCAAUUUGUUAUAUCUUCGAUGCAAGAUCGGGUUCUUGGAUUUAAUUGAGGAUAAUAUCCAACCAAAUUUUGAGUCAAACUCAAAUCCAUUAUCAACUGCUGGAAUGUAUUAUGUUACAAAAUUUUCAAAAGACGUUAUUGAAAAUUUGACCAAUGGAGAGGACAAUAUUGAACAUAUCAUCAACACACAUGCGCUUCUACAUGUCCUCGUUCUGCUUCAUUUGGAAAUGGAAUCAAAGAAGCAAAUCACUCAAGAGAAUAGUGCUGAAUAUACUCAUCAACAAUUUGACCAAUGUCUAGAAUUGUUGCAACAGUUUAGAAACAAGUGGUGGUUUUCAGCAGCAGCUUUCCAUCUAUUCAAGACACUUGCAGAAAAGCAAUCAACUAUGAAGUUCAGUCCAACAACAUUGGAAAGUAUAUUCAUCAACCAGGGUGAAUUCGGAGAAAAGUUAACGGUUUGA
This is a messenger RNA of Hansenula anomala, 1449 nucleotides long. RefSeq names its product fungal specific transcription factor domain-containing protein. NCBI's taxonomy places the organism in Eukaryota, Fungi, Ascomycota, Saccharomycetes, Phaffomycetales, Wickerhamomycetaceae. Gene Ontology annotation, biological process: DNA-templated transcription. Gene Ontology annotation, molecular function: DNA binding; zinc ion binding. The record is from RefSeq and is a predicted model, not a curated record. The transcript has 2 exons. The annotation marks the transcript as partial.